This is a messenger RNA of Truncatella angustata, 1000 nucleotides long. Its product is annotated as oxidoreductase. The record is from RefSeq and is a predicted model, not a curated record. The transcript has a single exon. NCBI's taxonomy places the organism in Eukaryota, Fungi, Ascomycota, Sordariomycetes, Amphisphaeriales, Sporocadaceae. The coding region runs from base 36 to 926 and encodes 296 amino acids.
CAUCAACUCGUACGAGACAUAACCACACUUUAAAAAUGCAUGCCGACAUGACAACUUCAGCAACGCCAAGGGUAGCACUGCUAUACUUAAUCUUAGUCCCCUGGAUUCUGGUCCGGGCGUACAUCCCCCCUUACAUGACAUUGCCUGCCGCGCCCACUUUGCCAGAUGCUUCAAUAACAGGUUAUGUGAACCUCACCAAUGGGGUUGACAUCUGGUAUGCCCAAUUCGGUCCAUCACUGGAGGAGUCAUAUGCACGCGGAAAGAUUCCAGUUCUCUUCCUACAUGGAGCACACGCAAGCUCCGCCUACUGGGGAAACCAGAUCCAGUAUCUGCUCUGCCAAAAUGAUCCUAGCACGAUUCUAGCCAUAGAUUCCCGGCUAAUGGGACGCUCAACGUACGGCGAUAUGACCACUUCUUUUGCGCUGAAGGCUGCAGAUACCAUAGCCGUUCUAGACCACUUCGGUAUUGCGCGGGCUGCUGUUGUCGGUUGGAGCAAUGGAGCGGUGGUUCUGGUAAAUCUCCUUUUAGACUAUCCCUCGCGUAUCGAGCGUGCAUUCGUCUUCGGAGCAGCGUAUGAUGCAAGCACCAGCAUUAAUAGAACCACGGAUACAGCACAAUACAACGCUACCGGUGCCAUCUAUUUCGAGCGUACGCUUGAAGAGCUAUCGCGGUUAUCGGUAAAUCCGGAACUGGUCCCUGCUGCACGCCAGGCUUAUUACGAGGAGUACCAGCGAGAGCCUCAUUGGAACUCGACAGACUUUGCUCGAAUACCAACACCUUUUGAGAAUUGCGGAGAUUCGCCUGUGGUAUGGUACGUUGAGGGUGCCGAGGAAGAAGUUACGACCAAAGGGGUAGCAAAGAUUAUGCAUGAAUGGACGUCUGGCUCGGGGCUGGUGGUGCUUCCUGAUGUCAGCCAUUUUGCGUAAGUUAGCUUUCCCGGCCGGUAUCUGUUUGAAGUUACUAACCUUGAUUACUAGUCUAUUGCAAGAUCCGGUCACAU